This is a messenger RNA of Dentiscutata heterogama, 561 nucleotides long. The record is from the annotation of a GenBank genome assembly. Lineage: Eukaryota; Fungi; Glomeromycota; Glomeromycetes; Diversisporales; Gigasporaceae.
UUUUAUUGACGAUAGGAGUGAGCGAAAUACCAUUGGAACUUGAGGAUAAUACUAUCAUUCCUUUUGAAAAUAAAUUAAUUGCACCAACUGUUCAUAUUUCUCAUUCAUACAGUUUUAACAUUUCUUGUUUCUUUUACAGCAAUAAAUUAUUGGAAAGUUGCCAACGAUAUAUUACACCAGAAUAUAACAUACAAAUUAAUAAAGAUAAAAGAUUAAUUAGAAAGGCUUUUGCACCGUCAGAAUCAUUUGCAUUCACUCUUCAGGAUGAUGGCAGUCAAGCUUUCGUUCUUCUUGGGAUAAAUUUUACGGAUUCUUUUGAACCUAUGUAUAUUUAUUCAAAAGAUACAACAUUAUGUAGACAAAAACCUUCCUUAGAACAAAAGCAAUAUGAUUUUAUUUUCGAUACUUGUAUGAAGAAUAUAUUUGCUUUAGGAAUGAGAAAAUUUAAAUUAGUAUAUUCCCAAGAAGUUAAAAAAAUGAUUGUUCCUUCACUCUUAAAUAUUUUUGGUUUUACACCAGAAAGUUACUAUAAUGAUAUACCUUAUGUCAUAUCAAAAUUAG